Messenger RNA from Lagopus muta (rock ptarmigan), 1751 nucleotides. RefSeq names its product XK related X-linked (gene XKRX). The coding region runs from base 439 to 1734 and encodes 431 amino acids. Gene Ontology annotation, cellular component: membrane. The record is from RefSeq and is a predicted model, not a curated record. Lineage: Eukaryota; Metazoa; Chordata; Aves; Galliformes; Phasianidae. The transcript is spliced from 4 exons.
CCCCUCAGCAGUGCCAACAGGGGACCCUUGGGAGCCGUCCGAGUUUCCUUGGUGACUGUUGCCAGGUGAGAAACUCUAAGGCAGAAUUUAUCUUGGUGGAGAACGGGAGAUGUUCCUCACUGGGGCUGUUACUGGACCCAGAGCCGGCACUGUGCUGGGCCAGGCACCUCGCUGAGAGCAGUGACAGUGGUGACAGCGGGGUCCCCGAGGGCAAGCUGUGCACGGGGUGCUGGGGCUGUGUGGCCUCUGGGAUCACUGCCUGGAGGGCAGCACGUGGCGUGGGGCUAUUUCUGCCCAUUGGAGAGCAGCAGGCAAGGGAAGGAGGUGACACCACAGAGACCACGGAGAAGUGUGGAGGGAACACGGGCUGUGCUGUCACGGCUUCAUGGAUCCUCUCAGGAUGGCGGCGCGGCGGGGCUGAGCGGCGCCGGGGCCGCGAUGGACGGCCCGGGAGAGGGGCAGCCGCCCGCCGCCGCCCCGUCGAGGGCGAAGCUGCCGCUCGGCAUCGUCUUCUCGACGGCGCUGUUCUGCGGGGAGAGCGCGGCGGCCGCUGUCCUCUGCUUCUCCUACAGCCACUCCGACGACCGCUUCUGGCUGGCGCUCACCAUCUUCUUCGUGCUCUGCCCCUCCGUCCUGGUGCAGCUCACUCUCAUCUUCGUGCAUCGCGACCUCAGCCGCGACCGACCGCUCGUCCUGCUCAUGCACUUGCUGCAGCUGGGGCCCAUCAUCAGGUGUGUGGAGGCCCUGGUGGUGUACUGCUGGUCGGGGCAGGAAGAGGAGCCCUACGUCACCAUCACACGCAAGCGGCGGCUGCGCAAGGGCUAUGAAGUGGAGCUGGAGCAGGAGGUGGGCCACUCGGUGCGCCGCCUGGCCACCCACCGCAAUGCCUUCAAACGCAUGGCCGUCAUCCAGGCCUUCCUGGGCUCCACCCCGCAGCUCACCCUGCAGCUCUACAUCAGCAUCUUGGAGAAGUAUGUCCCCAUUGCACGAGCCAUCCUCAUGGGCAUCUGCCUGGUGUCGGUCACCUACGGGGCACUUGUCUGCAAUGUCCUGGCCAUCCAGGUCAAGUACGAUGACUACAAGGUGCAGCUGCGCCCGCUGGCCUUCCUCUGCAUCGUGCUGUGGCGCAGCCUGGAGAUCUCCACUCGUGUGGCUGUCCUGGUGCUCUUCAGCACCGUCUUCAAGCACUGGAUCAUCCCCAUUGCCUUGGCCAACCUGCUGGUGGUCUUCUUCCAGCCCUGGGUGCAGUUCUGGCGCAGUGGCACGCGGCUGCCCGACAACAUCGAGAAGAACUUCAGCCGGGUGGGCACGGUGGUGGUGCUGUUUGCCUUCACCCUGCUCUACGCCAGCAUCAACAUGUUCUGCUGGUCGGCUGUGCAGCUCAAGUUGGCCGACCGGGACCUCAUCGACAAGUCACAGAACUGGGGCCGCUUGGCUGUGUACUACGUGGCCCGGCUGCUGGAGAACACGGCGCUGGUCGUUCUCUGGUACUUCUUUAAGACUGAUGUCUAUGAGAACAUCUGUACAUUGCUGCUGGUGGUGCAGCUGCUGCUCGGCUACUGCCUGGCCAUCUACUUCAUGCUCCUCUUCUUCCAGUACCUGCAUCCGUGCCGCCAGCUCUUCCGACACAACGUUGCUGAUUUCCUCCACUGUGUCUGCUGCCGGCGGUCCCUGGACGGUGCAGAGCUCCUGGAGGCACCACAUGAACCUGGUGUGAGGCACAGCAUUGUCUGAAGCACAGCCUGGGAGUA